This is a messenger RNA of Sporisorium graminicola, 978 nucleotides long. RefSeq lists its product as uncharacterized. Lineage: Eukaryota; Fungi; Basidiomycota; Ustilaginomycetes; Ustilaginales; Ustilaginaceae. Gene Ontology annotation, cellular component: peroxisomal membrane. The coding region runs from base 1 to 978 and encodes 325 amino acids. The transcript has a single exon. Gene Ontology annotation, biological process: peroxisome fission. The record is from RefSeq and is a predicted model, not a curated record.
AUGUCGAAACCGGCGUCAACAGCGGCGGGCCGUAGGCGUGCAUCAUACACCCCCAACCCCACUGACAAGAUUCUCGGCUGCUUCUCCAAUGUCGAACCGUCGCCACGGCUUGAUCACAUGAUCCGCUAUCUCUCAACGUGGUCCGGCACCGACAAGUGCCUGAUGCUCACGCAGUAUUCCUCCAAGCUGGUCAUUGUCCUACUCAACCUUCAGUACGCUUUGCGGCUGCGGCUGCUCGGCAUCAAGUCUACCAAGUCGUCGGCGGUCGCGCAACGCGUGCAGAAGCUUAGCGCGCUCAUCAGCGAUGCACGUGUGCUGUACCGCAUCUGGGGGAUCCUGCCCAUCAUCAAGUGGAUGAUUGGUCUCGAGAGGUCGCCUCCGCCUACACGCUUGCUGCACAACAUCGAGCGCAUCCAAGGCUGGUCAAUGCUCGCUUACUGUCCCAUGGAGGCCGUCGCGUACCUUGGCAGCCACGGCAUCCUCUCGGUCCCCGCCGCGGUCCAGAAUGCGUUCUGGCUGUGGGGCUCGCGCUUCUGGGCGCUCUACGUCGGCCUCCAGCUUCUCCACCUCGUCGAGGACAACCGACUGCUUCGACUUCGAGCAAAGGCACUCGAGCGUUCACGGGGACACCCGACGCCUAACAAGAUCCAGCUCAAUCCCAACGGACACCUCCCCGCGUCCUCGGGUGCUUCCACCCCGUCAGCCUCCGAAAAGGCAGUGGAUGCGACAACGCAGGAGCAGGUCAUCACGCGCAGAAUGUGGGACGAGCUGGAUGACCGAAAAGCGGCGAUCCUCAACGAACUGUGGGUCAACCUAGGCUACUUGCCUCUUACUGUUCACUGGUCCUGCGCCAAGGGGUUGAUCUCCGAGGGCUGGGUCGGGUUGUUCGGGACCAUUGCUGCUAUGGCUGGGUUGCGGUCCGGCUGGAAGAACUCGGCUGCUCCGCCACUGCCUCCCGCAGCUGCCGCCGCUUCCUAG